UACUGCAGUUAUAAAUUGCAGCAUUUGGAAAUUGCAACAUUUAUGUCUCAAACGGACAACAGUUAUGAACAAAGAGAUAUUCGUUAGUUACUGGGUCUUGUUUAUCAUUAGUUCGGCAUACUUUGGUUACGCCGCGGGUAAUGUUUUGAUGAGACGAGAUGAUAUCGACAUCUAUGAAGAAAAACCGGAUGACUUUGAAAUCUUGAAUGCUACAUACGAGUACAUAAACGCUACACACAUUGAGGACGGCUGUCCUGACUUGUCUGCCUGUUUUACUGAACCAUCGAAUGCAUCUGACCAGGAAGGAAAUAUGUACCUUGGAGAAAAUUUCUUCACCGAUUAUUGCAAGUAUGUCCAGGAACUUGUCGAUUGUGUGGACGAGUUGGAUAUUUUAAAUGCCCCAGGAUGUGGUGACCGAACAGUAUUCCUGUCAAUGUACAAGACAGAAGAAACAAGUCUUUGCAUCAAUCCUAUAUACCCACUCCUAAAGAACUUGCGGCAGUGUAUGAACAGCCUGAACAAGAAGCUUGAUAACUAUACUGAGACAGUGCUUACCUUAAUGGGACUCCCUAGACAGGAUCUCACAGCAAAUAAUAAAAAUGUGUCCAAAGAGUCUUUUUGUGGAACAUACAGUGAAAUUUUGGAUGAAACAAUCGAUGCAUUUAAAAGAUGUCCUACAAACAAUAUUCAAUGGUCAGAAGAGAAUAUCAGUAUCAUUCGAAAGAACUACUACCCAGUGAUCCUAGGGAGGAAAAUGCCAUUCCAGUGCAGUGAUCCAAAACGAAAGUUGACAGGAGAUCGGAUAAUAUCAACAUCAUUCGAAAAAAUUAGAAUCCAGUUAUAUUUUGAAGGACAGCACAUUUCAACUGCAAUGAUCCAGGUUUUUGACAAAGCAUAAGAAAUCUGUAACAUUUUUUUUAAUAAUUAUAACUUUUAACUAACAAAAUUUAUAUUAAAUACUACAUUAUUUUAGCUCUGUUCAUUGAUUUUCAUUCGAAACAGACAUGCAUGUUACAAAAAUGUUAUCAAAUGUACAGAUGAAUUUUUCCAAUUACUGCAAAUCUCUGAGUUACAUAACUUAUCACUGA
Messenger RNA from Saccostrea cuccullata (small rock oyster), 1088 nucleotides. RefSeq lists its product as uncharacterized. The record is from RefSeq and is a predicted model, not a curated record. Bases 65 to 898 code for a protein of 277 amino acids. Lineage: Eukaryota; Metazoa; Mollusca; Bivalvia; Ostreida; Ostreidae. The transcript is spliced from 5 exons.